CUUAAGAUGACACCAAGAUAGGAAAGGAAACUCGAGUCCCAGCCAUGGAGAGCAGACUCUCCGCCUCUCUAGGCCUCCCCUCUCCAAACCCAGGCCACCACCAUUCUCAAACCUCCGAUGACUUCCACAACCUCUUCACCCACUUCGCCUCCCCAACCACAUCUCACAUCCCAUUCUUCGCCUCCACCACCACCGCCACCAAAUGGGCCUCCAACACCCGCCCGCCCAAGGCCAAGUCCAUAAUGAAGAACCUCUCCGUCUUCGAGCGGGCCCUCAUCGGCGCCGGCGGCGGAGGCAUCGCCGGAGCCUUCACCUACUUCUGCCUCCACCCCCUCGACACCAUCAAGACCAAGCUCCAGACCAAAGGCGCCUCCGAAGUCUACGCCAACGCCUUCGACGCCGUCCUCAAGACCUUCCAGACCAAGGGCGUCCUGGGGUUUUACAGCGGCAUCUCCGCCGUCAUCGUCGGCUCCACCGCCUCCUCCGCCGUCUACUUCGGCACCUGCGAGAUGGGGAAGUCGUUUCUCUCCAAAUUACCCAACUACCCCCCGAUCCUCAUCCCUCCCACCGCCGGCGCCAUGGGCAACAUCGUCUCUUCGGCCAUAAUGGUGCCCAAGGAGCUCAUCACGCAGCGGAUGCAGGCCGGGGCCAGAGGCCGGUCCUGGCAGGUGUUGCUGAAGAUCCUCGAAAACGACGGCGUUUUGGGCCUCUACGCAGGCUACUCCGCAACCUUGCUCAGAAACUUGCCCGCCGGGGUCUUGAGCUACUCUUCCUUCGAGUACCUGAAAGCCGCGGUCCUGAGCAAGACGAAGCAGGCCCAAAUGGAGCCCAUUCAGAGCGUGAUUUGCGGCGCCUUGGCCGGAGCUAUCUCGGCCUCCAUUACGACGCCGUUGGACGUUGUGAAGACGAGGCUGAUGACUCAGAAUGUGAAUAAGGUGGCUGCUUUCGUGCAGAGUGGGGUUUCGGAGACGGUGAAGCAGAUUCUGAAAGAAGAAGGGUUGGUGGGAUUCACAAGAGGAAUGGGGCCGAGGGUUCUUCAUAGUGCCUGCUUUUCGGCAUUGGGCUACUUUGCUUUCGAGACGGCUAGGCUUGCGAUUUUGAAUGAGUAUAUCAAGAGGAAGGAGUUGCAAGAAAUUGGUGAUGCUCCGGCUUGAUGAUGUUUUUAUGGGGUUUGAAAUCUUCUCUUCCAUAUAUCCCUUUUCGAUUUUCGUUCUCCUUCCUUCUUCUGCUGGUUACAUUUUAUUCAUAGCUGAACUCUUUUUCCAAAACUGGAGCUCUUUAGAAGAACAUGGACUUCCUUCACUGUCCUAUUGUUAAACUAUGCUUCUUCUAUCUGGUGCGUGGAUGAAUUUUAUUACGUGCAUCCCUCCUACUCCCAUCCCAGAAAACAAAGAGGGCCUAUGAUGAAGCCUUCAAAAAAGCACUCAUAGUGCAAUGGUGGGGAGCUGCCUUUACACAAUGACCCAGUAUGGCUAUAGGCAUGAAACUGAGCUUAUCCAAGAAACUAUCAAGACAGUGCUGUAACAAAAUACUCCUGCAUUCAAAUUGUGGUCGUUCUAAAAAGAAGUCAUUGGAAUUGAUUUCAGUCUAAAGAUGGUGCAUUUUAUAUGAGGAAUCGUGGGACAUUUGGGGUACGUAUCCCCUUGCUAGAGUUCCUUGUAACCAAUUUCCCAUAAUUUAGAGUUUACUUGGUAAUUUCUUGCCAGUGUCAAGAGAGGUUUUCUGCAACACAUGGUCAUCUGCAAAAUCAACUUCUUUCCUCAAUCUUGAAGGAAAAUGUUAUGGAACUACUAAAAGGUUCUCGUUGAUCAAUUAAAACAGCUGGGAAAAUUGGCCAGAAAGACUACUUGGUUUGGGGAGUAAAUUGUCUAUUCAACCAGAAAUAAACAUUUUGGGGAAGGUGAUACAGAGAAACCGUAUUGUCAGCUAAUCAAUUGGGAAGCUUUCAGAAAAUCUGCCUGCGGAAGGUUGUGAUUUGGGAUUGUGUAAUGCUGCUUGAGGGUGUGAAUUUCAACAAAAGGUUGAUGAUGAAGAACCUACCAAACUAGUUCAGUCGAACAACAAUUUUGUUUGCCAAAGUUCAAUCCAACGAAGAUGUACAACUUGCAAGGGAUUUUUAAGUUUGAACGUGAAUUCUUCUCUUAAAUACGUGCAAGUACAUUGACUACAUUCUGACCUAAUUAUGCUCCAUUCAAGGUUUCUGCUGGCUGCAGAAGGGGGAUUGACCACGCGCAUCUGCCCUGCUGCUUGGUAUCCCAAAAGUCUUUGUUUCUGUAUUUGCCAUCUUGCAGUUACUGUUAAAAUGCUUUGGGUGGUUUUGGGCUCAUCCUUACUGUAAACUCUGCUAUAAGGUACAGGUUGGUUUAGAGAACACUCUAAAUCCUCUCAUCAGCAUGACAGGACUCUGUUAUAGCUCUGCAAGAGUGGAGCCAGGGAACACAAGAUUGUUUUGACUUGAUGUUGAUCUAAAUCUAUGUCUUGUGUGUCACGAAUCAGCAACUAUGGAUACUGAAGGAGGCUAAUUUCUAUACCUUCAAGUAAAUUAUAUGAAGAAUAUGAAGUAGAGCAGCAAAUUUAUGUACAGUUGGUCGACAGACAAACAUUUAACAUGAUCACGGAGGGAGUAAAUAAUGGUCACCACCACUGGCUGGUUAUUAGAGCGCUCUCUGAUUGUCGGAAGAGCGGAUUGUUAUUAUUUCUCAGAGAUAGAAACAGGGUGUGAAUGAACAGGUAUUCUCAUAUGGAAUGGCCUUCCUAGGUUGCUGAAAUGCCACUGGCUGCUUAACAAAUGAUGCAUACAUGGGUAAGGCUUAGCCGCUGUUUGAAUCUGAGACCAGAUAGAGGACUCAUAUGUUGCUCAAGUCUAAGAUGUAUUCUGGGUUUGAACAAAGGUCACUAUCAGAAAAAAGUGGGAGAAUUUAAGAAACAUGGAAUGCAGUCUUCAGUUUAUGGGGCGAAGCAUUGAGGAUAACUGGCAAAGCAGUGGUCUUGACGAUAAUGCUUGCGAAGAGAAGAAGCUUGCCACUUCUGGAGUACAAAUAACAGAUUAGUAUUCUACUGUUACCACAUCAGUCCAUCCUUUUUGACAUCAGUCCAUCCUUGGCCUGUCAAAAACCAAAAAAAGGAAAUAGAAACUCAGAAAUGCUUGUACGGUCAAUUCCCAGUUUCUUGUUCUUUUUUUAGUUCCUGCCUUCUUGGUUAUUUUUCUAUCUUGUACCGAAGAGGUCAGGCCUCAUAGCCUGUACUGUAAUUUGCAUCUUUAGUGCUAAUAAGUGUUUCUUAUGAAGUUUGAUA
Messenger RNA from Rosa rugosa (rugosa rose), 3294 nucleotides. RefSeq names its product protein MITOFERRINLIKE 1, chloroplastic. Gene Ontology annotation, cellular component: mitochondrial inner membrane. The coding region runs from base 45 to 1154 and encodes 369 amino acids. Gene Ontology annotation, molecular function: S-adenosyl-L-methionine transmembrane transporter activity. The transcript is spliced from 3 exons. NCBI's taxonomy places the organism in Eukaryota, Viridiplantae, Streptophyta, Magnoliopsida, Rosales, Rosaceae. The record is from RefSeq and is a predicted model, not a curated record.